This is a messenger RNA of Danio rerio (zebrafish), 6926 nucleotides long. NCBI's taxonomy places the organism in Eukaryota, Metazoa, Chordata, Actinopteri, Cypriniformes, Danionidae. The record is from RefSeq and is a predicted model, not a curated record.
CGUGCUCAAGCCUUCCUGUCACCCCAAGCUCCUGAUUCACCGCCCCUCUCUUAUUCUCCUUUUCUUUCUCUUUCCCUCCCACCCUCCAUCCUUGAAUCAAGCAUCACUUUGCUUCCAAAUUGGCUUGUCAUUUUCUCUCGGCGCUCGUUCGCUAGCUGUCGGGUCGCAUGGACGAUCUAGCAAUGGACUGGCGCUGAUCUCGUGGAUUGUGCCAUCGCUGGAGCCACUCUGCGCAUUUUCCUCUUAUUCCAAAAAAAAAAAAAAAAAACACUGGUCGGGAUACAGCACGGGAUACGAUCCCCCGUGUCCACCAUAGAUCUACUGGGUUUGGGGGACGAAGGAUACUCGAUAUAUAUUCAGUUCUUUGAUCGAGGGUCCUCGGGAGGCUUGAAGCCUCAGAACGGCGCAUCUGGAGGAGAAGCUCAAAACAUCAUCUGCGUGUUUUAUUCACACACGGACACACUGUCAAGGGAAUUAAGGAGCAUUCCGAGAUCACACAGCCCGAUGCUGCUCAGCACAUCCAUAGCUGACUCCUUUUCCAGUGCUUUAUAAGAUGCGGUGUGCGCGUCAGAAAGAAGCGCAAUGGCUUUAACGUGUCCGAGACGCAGCUUCAGCGAGUCAGUGCAGAGGUCAACAGGGUCAUCGGCGGUCAUGUGGUCCACACGCCUACUUUUCUUCUUCACCCUCUUCACACCCGUCACGCUCGUUUUGAGUCGGGCUCCAGUGCCGAUGGCUGUGGUGCGUCGAGAGCUGUCGUGUGAGGGUUAUCCUAUCGAACUGCGCUGCCCGGGCACUGAUGUCAUUAUGAUCGAGAGCGCCAAUUAUGGGCGCACAGAUGACAAGAUCUGUGACUCGGACCCCGCUCAAAUGGAGAACACUCGCUGCUAUCUGCCUGAUGCCUACAAGAUUAUGGGCUUCAGGUGUAACAACCGGACUCAGUGUGCAGUCGUUGCUGGCCCUGAUGUUUUUCCCGAUCCGUGUCCUGGAACGUACAAAUACCUGGAGGUUCAGUAUGAGUGUGUGCCAUACAAAGUGGAACAGAAAGUCUUUCUCUGCCCAGGUGUAUUGAGAGGCGUGUACCAGAGUGAACAUCUCUUCGAAUCAGACCACCAGGCUGGAUCAUGGUGUAAGGACCCCUUACAGUCAUCCAAUAAGAUCUACUACAUGCCCUGGACACCGUAUCGCACAGACACACUGACUGAGUAUUCAUCUAAGGAGGACUUUAUUGCAGGUCGCCCUACCACCACAUACAAACUGCCCCAUCGGGUGGACGGCACUGGGUUUGUGGUGUAUGAUGGCGCGCUUUUCUUCAACAAGGAACGUACACGCAACAUUGUUAAAUUCGACUUGCGAACUCGUAUCAAGAGUGGUGAGGCAAUUAUCGCUAACGCUAAUUACCAUGACACCUCGCCAUAUCGCUGGGGUGGAAAGUCUGACAUUGAUCUCGCAGUGGAUGAAAAUGGACUAUGGGUGAUUUAUGCCACCGAACAGAACAAUGGCCGAAUCGUGGUCAGUCAGCUCAACCCCUACACACUCAGAGUGGAGGGCUCAUGGGAUACAUCAUACGAUAAGAGAUCAGCCUCCAAUGCCUUCAUGAUCUGCGGAAUCCUUUAUGUCGUGAAGAGUGUUUACGAAGAUGACGAUAAUGAAGCUCUAGGGAAUAAAAUUGACUACAUGUACAACACAGAGAAGAGCCGUGAAACGCAUCUUAGCAUCCCAUUUCCAAAUUCCUACCAAUACAUCGCAGCCGUGGACUACAAUCCCAGAGACAACUUGCUGUAUGUGUGGAACAACUACCAUGUCGUCAUAUAUUCUCUCGACUUUGGAAACAAUGACAACAGACUGGGCUUUGAUCCGCCUUCUUCAGUCUUGCUACCUGAUCCUCUUCCUCCAGUACGCAGCUCCACGACUCCUCCACGCCCAUAUACAGGCACGCUCCGCCCCUCUCUCACCACUACCACGACGACCACCAUGGUUCCUCCUCGCCGCCAUAACAACGUCCUCCCAGAAGCCCUGACUCGAGCGCCUCCCUCCCCGCAGACUCCCGUCACUGUUGACUAUUGUGCCCCACGUCUCACUGCUGAAAUCUCCUGGCCACGGACACACCAGGGACAAGUUGCUAAGCAACCGUGCCCACCUGGCACCAUAGGUGUAGCCACGUUUAAUUGUUUGCUUGGCUACUGGGACCCGAAGGGACCAGAUCUGAGCAACUGCACCUCACCGUGGACCAAUCAUAUCACUCAAAGAAUGAGAUCGGGCGAAACUGCUGCUAUAGUAGCCCGGGAAUUGGCUGAACAGACAAAGGGAGAGUUGAGACCCGGAGAUGUCCCAUCAACAGUCAAAGCCAUGGCACAGCUGGUGGAACUACUGGACGUGCAGCUGCGAAACCUCACCCCUGGGGGAAAAGACACCGCCGCACGCAGUUUAAACAAGCUCCAGAAGAGAGAACGGUCGUGCCGCUUCUUCAUACAGGCCAUGGUGGAGACGGUGAAUAACCUUCUGCAGGUGCGAUCUCAGGCGGCGUGGAGAGAGCUUUCUGUAGCCGAGCAGCUGCGAUGCGCAACCAUGCUCCUGGACACGGUGGAGACGGGAGCCUUCAUGCUCGCAGACAACCUGUUAAAAACAGACACCAUACAGGAGAGCACAGACAACAUCCAACUGGAGGUGGCUCGGCUAAGUACAGAUGUUAAUCUGGCGGAUCUAAGCUUCCCCCAAUCUGGACUAACCGGCAACUCCAUUCAUCUCUCAGCCAACACACUCAAACAGCAAGGACGCAAUGGUGAGAUCCGUAUGGCGCUGGUUCUUUAUAAGAACCUCGGCCAAUACUUGUCCACAGAGAAUGCAAGCGUGCGUCUUGGCAGCGAAGCCGUCUAUCCAAACUAUUCCCUGAUAGUCAACUCACCUGUUAUUACAGCAGCCAUUAAUAAAGACAGUAACAAGGUCUACUUGUCUGAACCUGUGGUCUUCACUGUCAAGCACAUACAGCAGUCAGAAGAGAACUUCAAUCCAAACUGCUCUUUCUGGAGUUACUCUAAACGCACCAUGACAGGAUUCUGGUCCACUCAGGACUGCAGACUGCUGGGCACCAACCGCACCCACACUUCUUGCUCCUGCACACACCUCACCAACUUUGCUGUGCUUAUGGCCCAUGUGGAGGUGAAGAAAGCAGACCAGGUGCAUGAGCUGCUAUUGGACGUCAUAACAUGGGUGGGGAUCCUGCUGUCUCUGGUCUGCCUGCUCAUCUGCAUCUUCACCUUCUGUUUCUUCCGUGGUCUGCAAAGCGACAGGAACACCAUCCACAAAAACCUCUGCAUCUCCCUCUUUAUUGCCGAAACCCUCUUCCUCACCGGGAUCAACCGUGCAGACCAGCCUAUCGUCUGCGCUGUGUUUGCGGCCCUGCUGCAUUUCUUCUUCUUGGCUGCGUUUACGUGGAUGUUUCUGGAAGGCGUACAGCUGUACAUCAUGCUGGUGGAAGUGUUCGAGAGCGAGUACUCGCGCACCAAGUACUUCUAUCUCACAGGAUAUGGAGUGCCAGCUGUCAUAGUAGCUGUAUCGGCUGCUGUGGACUACCGUAGCUACGGCACUGAAAGAGUGUGCUGGCUCAGGUUAGAUACUUACUUUAUCUGGAGUUUCAUUGGGCCUGCUACUCUCAUCAUCAUGCUGAAUGUUAUUUUUCUGGGCAUUGCACUGUAUAAGAUGUUUCACCAUACAGCCAUUCUCAAGCCUGACUCCGGUUGCCUGGACAACAUCAAGUCCUGGGUUAUAGGCGCUAUUGCUCUGCUGUGUCUGCUGGGUUUGACCUGGGCAUUCGGGCUCAUGUAUAUCAAUGAGAGCACUGUCAUCAUGGCCUACCUCUUCACUAUCUUCAACUCGCUGCAGGGAAUGUUCAUCUUCAUAUUUCACUGCAUCCUGCAGAAAAAGGUGCGUAAGGAAUAUGGCCGAUGUCUCCGCACACACUGCUGCAGUGGGAAGAGUGUGGAGUCAACCAUCUCCACCUCAACAAAGACAAGCACAGCCCGCACACCUGGACGCUACUCCACCAACUCACAAAGUCGUAUUCGUAGGAUGUGGAAUGACACCGUCAGGAAGCAGUCAGAAUCGUCUUUCAUCACCGCUGAUAUGAACAGCUCAGCGACUCUCAAUAGAGGUACCAUGGCUAACCAUCUCAUCUCCAAUGCUUUGUUACGUCCUCAUGGCACUAAUCCUUAUAACACACUACUGGGAGAGUCUGCUGUGUACAAUAACCCUACUGCCAACAUGUUCAACACCCAAGCCUCCUACAGAGAUUCAAAGGGCAUUCUCAACAACGCACGGGACUCCAGCGUCAUGGAUACUCUGCCUCUUAAUGGCAACCAUGGCAACAGCUAUGGUGUGGCAGCAGGAGAUUACCUUACCUACAGUUCCCGUGGCAGCGAGCCACCAACUACGCUUGAGAAGAAGAUCCUGAAAGAGCUGACGGCGAACUACGCUCCUUCAUACCUGAACACACAGGAGCGACAGGGAAAAGCCCACCAGGGCACCCUGACAAAUAAACUCAACAACCAUCUGGCCAACGGAGGCGUCGCCGGAUCUUCGUCCAUCCCCAAAGACGAUGUCAUGGUGCUCGACAACCCUGGAGCGUUUCACCGGCAUGAUGACGGGGGUGGGUUAAGUCUGGAACUCAUUCGGGAGGAGUCACAAGCUCCGCUCUUGCCACCGCGACCGCCCCCUCCUGAAAACCACGCCCCCUUGCACACGUUCACUGCCCAUCGGCGCCUCCCACAGGAGAACAGCGAGAGCUUUUUCCCCCUUCUCCCCAAUGACACACACUCUUCCCACACACACACUCCCCGUGCGCACACACACUCUCCCCUCAGAGACUCGCUUUAUACCAGCAUGCCCACGCUCACCGACCUCCCGCACGGCACUGAUGACCUCAUCAACGGUCUCCAUGACGAUGAAGACGAAGAGGAGGAAGAAGACGGUGAGGAGGAAGAGGGCAGCGAGCUGCACUUGGCCAACGGCAAAGGGGUCAUCAUGGAGUCGGACGACGUGUACUACAAAAGCAUGCCCAACCUGGGCUCCAGGAACCACAUACAGGAACUAGAGAGCUACUAUCAGAUGGGACGUGGCGGCAGUGACGGGUUCAUCGCCCCACCUGAGAAAGAAGACUCGUCGCCUGAAGAACAGCCACCAGAUCCUUCACAACUGGUCACCAGCCUAUAGACACUGACGCACGCGCACACACAUCGUCACUCAGCGCGUGUGUGUGAGUGUGACACAAUGCACAAGGCAUGGGAUACACUACCUACUGCACUGAUAGAGAGACUGAUUCCAGAAAGCCCCACAACUCCAGUUCAUACAAGCCACCAAAAUCCAGCUCCAGUUAGAACCAGUAACCAGAACUAGUAACCCAUUCCUACGCUAGAACAAGGACUACCGCAUGUAGGCAGGUCUCAUAGACCUUUUUUCUUGUCAAUUUCGUUGGAAAUCCGCUGAGUAAAACCCUUUUAAAAUCUGGAGACGUGGACAAACUUUUGCUCCCUUGAUCAUUUGCUCUCCUCGACCUUCAUCCAGCGGCCGCGUGAUUUUCCUUGAAGCUCUCCGUGGAUAGCAGAGAGCCUGUAAACAGACUACGGAAAACUAGCUGCCAUUUUAGAUGACCGUGUAUGAUAAUGAGACCACCGACCUAGACUCUGAACUGCAUAAAACCCACAACAACUCUCUAGACUUCUCUGUGAUUCUCUGCUGCACACAUUCCUUCUCGUUUAGCACCGAUCCGGAAGUCAUCUAAUCUUCAAAACCGAGGACGCAUCUUGUUUUCUUACGUUUAUUUUUCAGUAAUAAUCUCAGUUAUGGGAAAGGUAAUCUUCACUAAAUACAAACAAAUGGAACAUUUUGUCCAUGUAAAAUGUACAGAUUCCCGAUAUUGCAUAUGAUCGUAUGCGUUUCAUGUUUUCGACAUAUUUUGCCCCCUGUAUGUGUUUUUGUAGACUAGACCAAUCCCACAAUGCUGUGCCGGUCCUCCAGAAUACUAUCCCUUAAAGACACAGCACACGUAUCGACAUACACACUCUGGUUUGAAAGGAUGACCAUGCUUCCUUCUUUAUUUUUCGUUCAAAUGCAACACUUUGUUAUUGUAACUCUCACUGUGUCGAUGAUAACCAAGAGACUCUGGGAAAGUGGCUGUUUCGUGAUUGGAAGCUAUUGCAGAUGGGAUCCCAAUGAUGCUGGAAUGUCGUCAUGUCACGAAUACCAGAGUGUUUACGCUUGUACAUGCCACCUUUUAUAAGAGCAGGAAUUCCAGAUACGUGUGUGUUGGCACAGCUAAAAAUGUUCUCAGGCUAAAAGAUGGUCUGUUUUUGUGACAUAUCGAGUCUGUUUUUAACGGUUUAAUCAACAUAGAAAGAGAAGCUAGUGAGGUGAAAUCGCAAACGAAAGUGUGGUCUGGGGAAAUUGUGAUUAAAAAUCAUGCGUGAACUCAUAAAAUAACCAUGUAAAAGAACAGACUAGGAAUUCAGCGGAGUUGUUUUGGAAAAUGGAAACAACCUUGUAAAGGUCGGUUUCUGAAACUACUGUUUACUUGUUCUCAAACUGAGACUCCCUGUAGCUUGCACAUCUAUCCCUUGUUAACCCACCCCGAGAAAAAUUGACUGCAUAUUUAUUCCUGUGAUUCAGUCUUGUUUUUUUAUUAUUAUUAUUUGUUAUUUUUCCAACAGAUCAGAAAUGUAGGAUCUUAGAGAGCGUCGGGAAAAGAAACGAAUCAGCACUGAGACCUUUUUUUAUUGUUAUUAUCAUCAAUAUUAUUAUUACAAUAUCAAUGAAAUUAUUAUUUAUUCUUUUCAUAUGCAUUCUAAACUGAAUGAACUCAUAACUAAUAUUUGUUGUAACAGUGAAAGUUGUUUGCCAACAAAUAAAAUGACUGAAUUAAUAUUUACAAUAUUUCA